Mesorhabditis belari is the source of this 1332-nucleotide messenger RNA. Lineage: Eukaryota; Metazoa; Nematoda; Chromadorea; Rhabditida; Rhabditidae. The record is from the annotation of a GenBank genome assembly.
AUGCUCACAUCACGAAGCCUUUUCUCGGGCAUUCUCAGCCUGAAUUGGGUCCUCUUCUUGUGGGAGACUUUUCUCGACUGGAGACAAUAUUGCGUUCAUCGAGAUACUGAGAAGAGGCCUGCAGCUGUGCAGGAAAUCAUCACUGAAGAGGCGUUUGCAAAAGCGCGCGCUUACAAAUUGGACAAACACCGCUUUGGAUUUUUCACCGGAAUUUUCGGCCAGUUACAAACAACAGUUGUUCUUCUCUAUGGUGUACUUCCUCUUCUUUGGGAGUUCUCUUCUCGUUAUCCACUGCCGACUGUCGCCUUCUUUAUGAGCUCAAUUCUUCUAGAUACGAUAGUCGGCCUGCCUUUCCAAUUGUAUGACACUUUCGUGAUCGAACAGUUACAUGGUUUCAACAAGCAAACGCUCGGAUUCUACUUCACGGAUCAAAUCAAGAAAUUAGGAUUAACUUUCGUCCUCGGAUCUCCUGUGCUUCUCGGAGUUGAAUGGAUCGUCGAUAAUGGAGGCCCAUAUUUCUUCGUCUACGUGUGGAUCUUCUUGUCGAUUGUCAUCUUUCUUCUUCUCACAAUCUAUCCAGAGUUUAUUGCUCCACUUUUUGACAAGUACAUUCCAUUGCCAGAAGGAGCUCUGAAGACGGACAUCGAAAAAUUGGCUGCCUCUUUACAUUAUCCACUCACUAAGCUAUACGUCGUUCAUGGAUCGAAACGUUCCGCUCACAGUAAUGCCUACAUGUAUGGUUUCUGGAAGAAUAAACGGAUUGUCCUCUACGAUACACUUUUGAGUGGUGAGGAGUUGGAGAAAGUUGUCAAGGAGUGCGGAGUUGACGAAGAAGAAUGCAAAAAGAUUCUUGCCGAAGACCGUGGAAUGACGUCGGAUGAAGUGGUUGCUGUUCUGGGGCACGAGCUUGGACAUUGGAAAUUUGGGCACACGAUGAUGAAUCUUAUCAUUGUUGAGUUGAAUCUUCUCUUCCAGCUUGCCGUGUUUGCUUACUUUUACAAAUGGGAUUUGUUGUAUACCGCUUUUGGCUUUAAGGAUCAACCAACUAUUGUCGGUCUUAUUCUCGUCUUCCAAUACGUGAUGGCGCUCUAUAAUCAGGUUAUUUCAACGGUUAUGAAUAUUUUGACACGAAAACUGGAGUUCCAAGCCGACGACUUUGCUGUGGAAUUGGGCUUUGGAAAGCAGUUAAUUAGUGCACUUACAAAGCUUGGCAAGGACAAUCUGUCGCUUCCAAUUGAUGAUUGGCUAUACUCGAUGUGCAAUCACUCCCAUCCACCAAUUCCCGAGCGAAGCGCGACCAUUCAGAAGGCGAUGAAGGAGCUGAAGAAAGAA